AUGUCACCAUCCACCCAACAAGUACACGAACUGAACCAAUCAAAUGAUUCCACUGAGUUGAACAACGAUAUCCCACUUAUUGAAUUAUCUAGUUUUAAACAUGAUUCAAUAACUUUCCAUAAACAAGAUUCGUCAUAUUGGUUUUAUGAAAAACUGAAACAAUCAUUCCCGGGUCAGUCAUUUGGAUUACAAGUAGAACAAAUCUUGUAUCACACCCAAUCACCAUUCCAAGAUAUUUUGAUAUUUAAAAGUACAAAUUUCGGUAAUGUUUUAGUAUUAAAUGGGAUUAUACAAUGUACUGAAAAAGAUGAAUUUGCUUAUCAAGAAUUAAUCACACAUUUACCAAUUAUGUCACACCCAUCACCUAAAAAAGUUUUAGUUAUUGGUGGUGGUGAUUGUGGAGUCAUUCGAGAAUUAAUUAAACAUGUAAAUGAUCAAACUGUACGAGAAAUUACCAUGGUGGAAAUUGAUGAUAUGGUUAUUAAAUUACUGACGAAAUUUUUACCAGAAAUGGCUAAAUAUCAUAAUCAUCCUAAAGUGAAUUUAAUUAUUGGUGAUGGAUUUGAAUUUUUGAAAAAUAGUAAAGAGAAAUAUGAUGUUAUUAUCACUGAUUCUUCUGAUCCAGAUGAUGGCCCGGCAGAAGAAUUUUUCCAAAUUAAUUAUUUCAAAUUAUUAUUGAAUGCUUUGAAUGAAAAAGGUAUUGUCAUUAUGCAAUCGCUGGAAAAUAUAUGGUUAAAUUUACCAUAUUUGAAAGAAUUGAAAUCAAAAGCAGCUUCAGUAUUUUCUAAUGUCAAAUAUUGUCAAUGUUAUAUGCCAAGUUAUACUUCUGGUCAAUUAGGGUUGAUAAUUGCUACUAUGGAUACUGAAAAGGAUUUGGUUAAUCCAUUACGGAAAUUUGAUCACGAAAAAGAAUUGAAAUUGUUUAAAUACUACAAUCAACACAUUCAUACAAAUUCAUUUGUUUUACCUACAUGGGCAGAUGAUUAUUUGAAUAAUUGA
Messenger RNA from Candida dubliniensis CD36, 999 nucleotides. RefSeq names its product spermine synthase. NCBI's taxonomy places the organism in Eukaryota, Fungi, Ascomycota, Pichiomycetes, Serinales, Debaryomycetaceae. The transcript has a single exon. Gene Ontology annotation, biological process: spermidine biosynthetic process. Gene Ontology annotation, cellular component: cytosol. Bases 1 to 999 code for a protein of 332 amino acids. Gene Ontology annotation, molecular function: spermidine synthase activity. The record is from RefSeq and is a predicted model, not a curated record.